Molecule: messenger RNA, 1653 nt
Organism: Triticum urartu
Lineage: Eukaryota; Viridiplantae; Streptophyta; Magnoliopsida; Poales; Poaceae
Source: RefSeq, a predicted model, not a curated record
AUGGCGGAGAAGGUUGGGGAGAAGGAGGCUAGGGUUUUGGGACAGAUGGGAUCGUCAUCGACGGCGGCCACCCCGAAGAAUCAUAACAACGCUAAGGGGCCGGCAGGCGGGGCGAAUCAGAAGAAAUCCUCAGGUCUUGCCAUCAACGCAUUGGGCUCGGGGAAGGCACACCAGAAAUCGGCGAACGCUUCGCGGGGGGAUGCAGAGGCACUGGCCUCGAGCAGGAAGGAUACCCCGACGACCGAGGGCAAGGGCAUGUCGACGCCGCAACGCAAGGGUGAUGGCACGGCAAGCCGGACCUCCUCUAAAUCACCAGCGGAAAGUAAGACGCCAGACCCUAUGUCGAGCCUGUCGGCGAGACUUGGGGGCAUGGUUCUAAUGGACAAGGAGGUGGAGGGGUUCGUGUUCGAGGAACCGGAGAAGGCAAGCACGAGGAAUUUCCGCUGGUCAGCUGUUGGCAAGGUCUGCUCUCCGCGGCCGAUGAUCAUGAGUGCGGUCGAGCGAGCUAUGCAACGGGCUUGGGGAUUGCACAAAGUAGCCAAGUUUGUGGACUUGGGAUCCAACAUCUUUGAGGUUCACUUUGGGAGCGAAGGAGACUGGAAACACGCAAUGAACAACGGACCUUGGCAGUAUGAUUUUAGCGUGCUAAUCCUGAAGGAGUACGAAGGGAAGAUCAGACCGUCAGAGAUGGUUUUCGACAAGACUGAUGUGUGGGUUCGGGUGGAUGAUUUACCACCGGAGAGGAGGACGGAAUCUUUUGGGAGAGCUCUUGGGAACUGGUUGGGAGAGAUCGUUCGGGUGGAUACUGACAAAGAUGGCAUUGCAAAGGGACGAUAUCUAAGAGUAAGAGCAAAGAUCAAUGUGUAUGAACCUUUGGUGAGGGGCUUUAAUCUCAAAACAUCACGAGAUGAUAAGAAGGGCACAUGGUUUGAUUUCUUCUACGAGAAGGUGCCGCACUUUUGUUUCGAUUGUGGGCGAAUGGUCCAUGCAGAAGGAAUUUGUGCUCCCCGUAUGGAUGGGUCCCAACAGUGGGGUGGAUGGCUGAGGGCAUCCCCGGGGAGGCAGAGUGGUGCAAAGGGAGGCUCUCAGGGGCCAACGGGGAGCAGUAAUAGCUGGGACAGUAGACGUACGGGCGACAGCGACCCAAGGCGUCAGACCAACCAUGACAAGGCUCAGGCUCCAACAAAACGAAACCUGCAGGAGGAGUUUAAGAGGGAAGAGGACCUACGGAAUAAAUUACAAGAACAACAACGCUUGGCAAGCAGUUCUAGAGACAGAAGGGAGGACAGGCGGGAUGACUCGGGAGGGAGCCAUGUUGGGCAUGCUAGGGGGGAUAUGAGAAGAGGUGAGGAACCUUUUGACAGGGAGAGACUUGGCGACAGAGGCGGAAGGAGGAGGGGUCAUUUUGUCAGGAAACCCAGGCAGGAAUACCGUCCGGUUCAGCAGGGCUAUUAUCAACCAAGAUUUGAAUAUGAAGGUAGGAAGAGAGGACCGAGGCAAUACUGGGUGGCAAAGAAUGAUCCGGACAGGCAAAUGACAAGUGAUGAGUUCAUCCGAGAUACGAGAAGGAAGACUUCCAAUGUGUUCGACAGGCUAUCGGAAAACAAUGAUCCAUCGGCGGACCCCGACGAGGGGGCCCGCCGGACGCCAUGA